GAGUUGUCCGGAGCCGAUCCGGUAGCAGUUUCCUAGAAACGUUUGAGAGGGUUAUACGCGUAUUUUUAAAACAUUUUAUAAUUUAUUUCUUGAUGUUAUUGUAUAAUUUUUAAUGUAAUUGUGACCAUAAAAAGUGAUAAUUUCUAUUUUGAGUGACGGCCAUUUUGUUUUGGCGGUGAAUUUAAAAUGUCGGAAGAAGCAGUCAAGUUAGCUAUAUCGACGGAGCGAAUGAUAUUCCUAAUUAAGGAUAAGUCAUGUAUAUGGGACAGAAUGGAUCCCAGUUAUAGAGACAAAUUCUGCAGAGAGAAAGCUUGGUACGAAAUAUACAAGGAAUUGUACCCGACUUUCGACAAUUUAAAAGAAGGACAGAAAAUACGUAUUGGUCAACAAAUAUCUAAAAAAUGGUUCAACAUAAGAGACGCGUACGUGAAAUCAAUAAGGGGUCCAAAAAGAAGACCAUAUAUAUAUUCCCAGGCUAUGUCUUUCUUAGACCCAGUCAUUUUGGGGGACAGACAAGACGCUCAAGAUUAUUUAGAAGAACAAUCCAUGGACGGUGAACCAGAGAUUUGGUUGAACGAAUCUUCUUUUGUAGAUGUUGAUGUAAAUGAAUCUCAAGCGAAAAAACCUAGACACGAAUUAAAAGAAUAUUUAGAUGUAAGCGAAAAUGAUACAAUUGUUAAUAUAUUUAGUAAAAUGAUAAAUCGAGAAGAGGAUGAAGACAGGGCGUUCUUCACAUCGAUAACACCAACCGUUAAGACGCUAACCGAUAGUGCUAAAAUUGAAUUCAGGAUAGAGGUUAUGAAAUUGUUACAGAAAUUGAAAAAUGAUACGAACAAUGAAAUUGUUAUUAAAACGAAUGAUUCUGAUAACGAAUAAAAACAUUUUCUUUG
This is a messenger RNA of Vanessa tameamea, 890 nucleotides long. RefSeq lists its product as uncharacterized. Gene Ontology annotation, molecular function: DNA binding. Lineage: Eukaryota; Metazoa; Arthropoda; Insecta; Lepidoptera; Nymphalidae. The transcript has 3 exons. The record is from RefSeq and is a predicted model, not a curated record. Bases 187 to 876 code for a protein of 229 amino acids.